AUGUACCCACAUGUGGCCAGUGAGAUCACAAGCCCCUCACUGGCUGGCUUUGCCCCUUCAGGCACCCUGCGUGGUGACAGCAGGAUCGUGGGGGGCCAUGAGGUGGCGCCCCACUCCCGGCCCUUCAUGGCGUCCCUGCAGCUGAACAAGACACACAUCUGUGGGGCCGUGCUGGUGCAGCGGCGCUGGGUGCUGACGGCCGCACACUGUGAGGUGACCAGCGCGAACCUCAGUGCCUUCAGGGUGGUCCUGGGGGCCCAUGCCCUGCAAACACCUGAGCCCACCUGGCAAGUGUUCACCAUCACUCAGGCCGUGCCUUAUCCCCUCUACAAUGCCCAGCUCGACACCCAUGACCUCCAGCUCCUUAAGGUGCUCAACGCCUCAGCUCAUGUCACCAGAUCCGUCCGCCCUACGCGCUUGCCCAGGCGGAACUAUUCUCUGCGCCCGGGCACGCGGUGCCGAGUGACAGGCUGGGGCGACACCACCGGUCGCGAGGACCCGCCGGCCGCCCUGCUGGAGGCUGCGGUGGUCAUCGAGGCGCGAGGCCCCUGCAACGCGUCCUGGGGAGGAGCCCUCACGGUGGACAUGCUCUGCGCCUCCGCACGCUCCAUGGACCGCAGGGGCGUGUGUGGGGGUGACUCUGGCGGACCCCUCCUCUGCCGAGGCCAGUUGCACGGCCUGGUGUCCUUCUCCUCGUCGCUGUGUGGGGAUCCCCGCCUCCCCGAUGUCUACACCCGCGUCUCCACAUUUACACCGAUGAGCCCUCCAGCCCACCAGAGGCUGAGCUUCAGCCUUGAACCCCAAGUGGCUGGUUUGUCCUCUGCCGAGACCCCCUACCUCUCCCCACUUCUUCCUCCAGAAGCCUUCCCUGAGUCCACACCAGGUUCCUGGGGGGGGCGCAUCAUUGGAGGCCAUGAGGUGACCCCUCACUCCAGACCUUACAUGGUAUCGGUGAGCUUUGGGGGCCAGCACCACUGUGGGGGUUUCCUGCUCCACGCCCAAUGGGUGGUCUCAGCCGCCCACUGCUUCAGCGACAGGAAUCCUCUGAUGGGCCUGGUGGUGCUGGGAGCCCAUGAUCUUCGAACUGUGGAGCCCACCCAGCAGAUAUUCAGCAUCUUGAAGGUCUUCAGACACCCCAAUUACCAACCAUCCACUCACACCAAUGACAUCUGUCUGCUAAAGCUGAACCACUCGGCCGUCCUGGGACGUGAGGUGGGACUGUUGAAACUGCCUCGGAGGGGAGCCAGGCUGCCCCAGCCUGGGGAGUGGUGCCAGGUGGCCGGCUGGGGUUCCGUGUCCGAUUUCCAGGAACCUCCUUCCGGGCUGAUGGAGGCCAAGGUCCGUGUGCUGGACUUGAACUUCUGCAACCGCUCCUGGAGUGGCCAGCUGCGCCCUGCCAUGUUCUGCACCCGCAGUGGGGACCACCGGCGGCGCGGUUUCUGUUCGGCUGACUCUGGAGGACCUCUGGUGUGCCGUGGCAAGGCCUAUGGUCUUGUCUCCUUCUCCGGCCUAUGGUGUGGCGACCCCAAGUACCCCGACGUGUACACACAGCUGUCUGCUUUUGUGAACUGGAUCCGGGGUAUAGUUCGGCGGAACCCCCACCACAGCACCCCACCUGGGAUCCUUGGUCCCCUUUCAGGCACUACCUGA
Molecule: messenger RNA, 1650 nt
Organism: Chrysochloris asiatica (Cape golden mole)
Lineage: Eukaryota; Metazoa; Chordata; Mammalia; Afrosoricida; Chrysochloridae
Product: transmembrane protease serine 9-like
Exons: 9
Coding region: 1-1650 (549 amino acids)
Biological process (GO): proteolysis
Molecular function (GO): serine-type endopeptidase activity
Source: RefSeq, a predicted model, not a curated record